AUGGAGAUUCAGCAGGAGAAGAGCAGCCCCGGGAAGCUCAGUCCUGCUGCAACCUUCACGUACCCGCUGAACACGGAGGCCUCGAUGGCCCCGCAUCCAGACCCUGGGGCUUGUUGCCACCACCCUUCACGAAUAGCUUCUGAAAUUUCCCUGAGGAAAAAAGUCUUAGAAUUCUAUGUUAAGUUCUUCGUGGUGCCCCUUCAGCUGCUGACCCCCUCGUGUGUCUGGGAGCAUCUCGUCGGUAGAUCUCCUCAAAAUCAUCCAGGGGCCCCAGAAGUGGGGGUGCGGAACGCGGGUGGGGGUGGGGGUGCGCAGUGCACGGAAAAAUGCCCCGAGAAGCAGCCGGACUCCGGGAAGGCUGAAAAGCUGCAGGGACGGACUUGGCGAGGGGAGGCGCAGACUCUUACACUCCUUGAGAUGCUCGCGGCGUUUUUACGAUUCCCUGCACUUCCCUCUGACCCCCACGUUACCCCUGGCAGCCCCCGCCACUGCCGGGCUGGGGAACACCUGCGGGGCACCUGGUGCGCGGGGCCAGGGAGCCCGUUCAGGCCCUCGCUGCCCCUUUAA
Messenger RNA from Rangifer tarandus platyrhynchus (Svalbard reindeer), 567 nucleotides. Lineage: Eukaryota; Metazoa; Chordata; Mammalia; Artiodactyla; Cervidae. The record is from the annotation of a GenBank genome assembly.